AUGACACUCAAUGAAUUAGCGCAUUUAGCUUAUGAAAUUGCGAAUGGAAAUUUUGAAAAUGAUAUUUCGAUAGGUUUAGAUAGUGGUUUUGAGUCAAAUUUGGUUAAUAGUUCAUGUUUACCGAAGCAAGUUCAUAGUGAUGCAUCUGAAGGGUCAGUUGGUGCUUCUUAUGUGGAAGAGGUUAAUAAUCAUGAAGAUUUUUGUCAGAAAGAUGAUGCAGAAGGAUAUGUAAAUAAUAGUUCUUAUCAAAAGAAAAGUAAACAUCAGAAGGGUAAAGAAAGCGUGGGAUGUACUUUACAUUGUAAUUUAAGAUCUCGCACUUCGGAUGCAAGUUUUUCUAAAGUUUGA
Dentiscutata heterogama is the source of this 348-nucleotide messenger RNA. Lineage: Eukaryota; Fungi; Glomeromycota; Glomeromycetes; Diversisporales; Gigasporaceae. The record is from the annotation of a GenBank genome assembly.